Messenger RNA from Aptenodytes forsteri (emperor penguin), 475 nucleotides. RefSeq names its product nudix hydrolase 18 (gene NUDT18). The annotation marks the transcript as partial. The record is from RefSeq and is a predicted model, not a curated record. Lineage: Eukaryota; Metazoa; Chordata; Aves; Sphenisciformes; Spheniscidae. The transcript has a single exon. Gene Ontology annotation, molecular function: 8-oxo-dGDP phosphatase activity; 8-oxo-GDP phosphatase activity; magnesium ion binding.
CAUUGCUGUCUCUCUGCCCACAGGCGGGACCCUGAAGACCCUGGAGGAGGCUGACGCCGAGUCCCUGCAAGCGGCGUGGUGGGCCGGGGACCCCUCCGAGCUGCCGCUGCGAGCCCCAGACAUCCUGCCCUUGCUGGACCUCGCCGCUCGCUACCGCCUCAGCCCCCCGCACCCCCCCACGCUGCCACAGGAGCUGCCCUGCGCCCUGCUCUGCUUGCGGCUCCUGGUGGCCUUCGCCAACGAUGCCGGGGACCUUUGGGUGUUGCUGGGCACGGCCGGGACCCCCCACCUGCCCGUGGUGGCCUGCGGCACGUCCCCGGCUGAGCUCCGCGGGGGUCUCCGCCUGCCCGUGCUGCAGCUGCUGCUGGACUGCCUGCCGCCCGACCCCCACCCGGGACCCCUGGGGCUGCUGGGGCUGCAGCACCGGGCUGGGGGUCCCGGGGGGGCCGCCGGCGUUUGUUUCAACAUGCUGCUG